Prunus armeniaca (apricot) is the source of this 1596-nucleotide messenger RNA. The record is from the annotation of a GenBank genome assembly. Lineage: Eukaryota; Viridiplantae; Streptophyta; Magnoliopsida; Rosales; Rosaceae.
AUGGCCAAACUUAUCUCGAGUUUCCUCCGUCGUCAUAAUCCGAUGAUACUUGUCUUUAUUUUCCUCAGUGCCUUAAAUUUUGUUUUCUCACAGACCCCAGAUGUUGAGUGUGUCAUUGAUAUUCAAGCCUCUUCAUCUUGGCGUAACUCAAGUUGUGAGGCAGGAAAUUGGGGUGGAUUUAUCAGUAAUUGUUGUGAAGUAGUUUUUGAUGACUACCUGUAUGCCUUGGGACAGAGGGCCAACCAGACCGGGAAGCUCUUCUUGAAUUCCACAGAGCAGACAAACUGCUUAGUCCUAAUGAAGGGUAUUAAGGAGGAUGUUUUGAGUUGUGGCAUCGAGAAGCUAACAAGUGGAGCCGGCGGCUGCUCUGACUAUACUAAACUAGAUGUUUUUAAUAAUUUACGGAGCACAAUGGAAAGUUUAGAAGAAGACUGUAAGCUUUUGGGCACAGCCGAAAAAUCUGAUCAGGUUUGCAGUGCAUGCUUGAAAAGGUGGGAAGAGAUUGUUGCGUCAUCAGACAAUAAGAGGGGUUCAUCGAAGGUUGAAGCCAAUAUCUGUGGUUUUGCUGUUUUGGUAUCCUUAACAAGCAAGAGGAUUGAUGAUAAGGAUUUUGUUCAGGCACUUUAUGAAUGCCUUGGGGAUCAGAGACUUUCAGCAGCAUCAAACGAUUCACUGUCUGAAGAACCUGGAAGCUUUAAAAUAUCAAUCAAGGAAAUUUAUGCAGCGACCGACAAUCUAAGUGCAGUCAAUUUCAUUGGCCAAGGCGGAGCUGGAAAGGUAUAUAAAGGCAUACUCUUGAAUGGGAAGCAUGUUGCAGUCAAGCACAUAAUCAAUGAUGGCUCUGUAGAGACAUUCAUCAGAGAAGUAACAAGCCUUUCCGAUGUUAGACAUCCGAACCUUGUAGCUUUGCUUGGCUAUUGUGAAGAUGUAGAAGAAUGUUUCCUGGUCUAUGAACUUUGUCAAAAUGGGAACCUUUCAGAGUGGCUAUUUGGUAAAGAUAAAAGUCUACCAUGGAUAACGAGACUUGAGCUUGCAAUUGACAGUGCAAGAGGCCUUUGGUUUCUGCACACUUAUCCGGAUGGCUGCAUUGUUCACCGCGAUAUCAAGCCAACAAACAUUCUCAUCGACAACAACUUUCAAGCCAAACUGUCAGACUUCGGGUUAUCUAAAGUUAUGGACUUGGGCCAGUCCUAUGUGAGCUCAGAAGUGAGAGGGACAUUUGGUUAUGUCGAUCCUGAGUACAGACGGAACCACCAUGUAAAUGCUUCAGGAGAUGUCUACAGUUUUGGAAUAGUUCUUCUACAACUUAUCUCAGGGCGCAGGGUUAUCAAUCUGAACUCACAAAAACCAAUGCCACUUAGUAAAAUGGCCAGGGCACUCACAAAAGGCGGUGAUGUAACAGAAUUUGCAGAUCCUAAGCUUAACGGGGAGUACUCGGUUGUAGCCUUUGACCUUGUGUUCAACCUAGCUUUGUCAUGCACAGGACUAAAGCAGCAAAGGCCAGGCAUGGAGCAAGUGGUCUCAAAACUGGAAAAGGCACUACAUAUCUCAACCAAAAUGGAGCCAAUUUCGUUGACCGCACCAAUCAAGACUUGA